CGUCACGGUCAGCCCACGCCUGGGUUGAAGCUGCCGGGCGCCUUCCUCUUGCUACGCGGCUGCUGCUUGCUCCUGUUCCCGCGCCCGCUUGCACAUCUUCCUGCUCGCGCGGUCCUGCUGCCGUCCGGUGCUCCCCGUCGCCGCUCAGGCCGAGAGGUUUUAAAAUGGAGCAUUUUGAUGCAUCACUCAGUACCUAUUUCAAGGCCUUACUGGGCCCCCGAGAUACGAGAGUCAAAGGAUGGUUUCUUCUGGACAAUUACAUCCCUACGUUUGUCUGCUCUGUCAUUUACUUACUCAUCGUAUGGCUGGGACCAAAAUACAUGAAGAACAAGCAGCCGCUCUCUUGCCGAGGCAUCUUGGUGGUGUAUAACCUUGGACUCACCCUUUUGUCUCUCUACAUGUUCUGUGAGUUGGUGACAGGUGUGUGGGAAGGCAAAUACAACUUCUUCUGUCAGGGAACACGCAGUGCGGGAGAAUCAGAUAUGAAGAUCAUCCGUGUCCUCUGGUGGUACUACUUCUCCAAACUCAUAGAAUUCAUGGACACCUUUUUCUUCAUCCUGCGCAAGAACAACCACCAGAUCACCGUCCUACAUGUCUACCACCACGCUACCAUGCUCAACAUCUGGUGGUUUGUGAUGAACUGGGUUCCCUGCGGCCAUUCAUAUUUUGGUGCGACGCUCAACAGCUUCAUCCAUGUCCUCAUGUACUCGUACUAUGGUUUGUCCUCUGUCCCUUCCAUGCGCCCCUACCUCUGGUGGAAAAAGUACAUCACUCAGGGGCAGCUGGUCCAGUUUGUGCUGACAAUCAUCCAGACAACCUGUGGAGUCAUCUGGCCAUGCUCCUUUCCUCUCGGGUGGCUGUAUUUCCAGAUCGGAUACAUGAUUUCCCUGAUCGCUCUCUUCACAAACUUCUACAUUCAGACUUACAACAAGAAAGGGGCCUCUCGGAGGAAAGAGCACCUGAAGGGCCACCAGAACGGGUCUAUGACUGCCAUCAACGGCCACACCAACAGCUUCCCUUCCCUGGAAAACAGUGUGAAGCCCAGGAAGCAGCGGAAGGAUUGACAAGCCAAGCGGAGGCCUCCAGAGCACGGCGUGUGAUUGUAAGCACAGUAGGAGUUGUGCCCUGACGCUCAUAACAGCUGCUGUCACUAGUCUGGCCCUACUAUGUGCAGCGUGACUUACGUAGGACCUUUUUCAUCAGUUCAAAACCCCUAGAAUAUGUAUACAGAUUAUACAAGUAGGCAUACGAUUUUCUCACAUUUCUGGGCUCUCAUCGACCCCCGCGCUAGACUGUGGAAAGGGAAUGUUAUUGUAGUAUACGACACUGCUGUUGCCUUAUUAGUUGUAACACGAUAGGUGCUGAAUUGUGGUUCACAAUUUAAAACACUGUAAUCCAAACUUUUUUUUUUUAACUGUAGGCCAUGCAUGUGAUUGUAAAUUUGUACAAUGUUGUUAACAGUAGAAAAACACACAUGCCUUAAGACUUUAAAAGCAGGGCCCAAAGCUUACUAGUUUAAUUAGGGUAUGUUUCAACUUUGUAUUCAUUUGUAAUAGCUCUGUUUAGAAGAAUCAGUGUGUGAUUUAUGAAGCUACUGUGUGAUGUGUAACUUCAAGUGACUUGGGGCUGGAGAGUCUGGCGGCACCUUUGGUUUUACGAUGCUGGCUUUAAUAAGCAGGCUCAAGUCUAGUGGGAUAGUCAGUUUAGCUUUUUAACAGAUCUUAUUUUUUUAUUUUGAGUGCCACUAUUAAUGUGUUUAAAGGGGUGGGGAAAGGGUCCAGAGUGUCUGAGACGCUUCCGUACCUGUCCUUGGUCCCCCAGAGUCUAGGAUGAGUAGGCCACUUUUCAUUUCUGAAGUGCUUAGUGUUUUUAUACAGGAGACAAAAAGGCCAUUCGACCUCCCGCCACUUGGAGAGAGGAGAACUACCUUUCAGGAAAGGCGGUGAGACAUUUAUUAUGUGACAGUUACACACACAGUGAUGGGGAACGGGUUGCCUGGGUCCAAAUGUUUUUUAUUCUUUUCUGUAGUGCUACUUUGACGUACACUUCCUUUUAAAAUGUGCCUAAUUUACAAAGAGACCAGGAAGCACCAUAAGCAUUUUGAGGUAAAAUUUAAGAGCCGGAGCACGCAGGAACCGGGUGUUUGGUGAGCAAUUGCUUUAUCCAGUGUAAAUCUUGGUGGCAUCUGUAAUUUUUUUCUGCUUAGCAUCUAAGAUUGGUUAAAACUCUUGUUUAAAAGUAACAGACUGCUUAUCCUAAAAUCAUGUCUAGUGCACUUGAGGCGUUGGUCACACGAGUGGGGACUCUUUAUUAUGUGUGUCAUUUUUAAAGUGUUGAAAGUUUAGCCUUUGAGUACCUUCUGCAUUGAUUUAAAAAAAUUCAUUGAACCACUCAUGACACAUCUUAGGAGAUGAUUGACAAUGUAUAAACUAAUUGUGGGUUUGAUAUGUAUGUAAAUACCAGUUUACCAUGCUUUAAUUUUGCACAUUCGUAUUAUAAGGAGCCAAUUGGUCCUAAUUAGUCUUGUGGAUUUUUUGUUUGGAAGGAGUUGCAGCAUCUGUUUACAUUUACCUUAUCAAAUCUAGAAUGUGUAUGUUCGUGUGUGUCUUCAUCCUAGGUACCUGUUUGCAGGUGUCUUUACAUAUUUCAAAAACUAUAACAUUCAAUAGCGUGCUGUCAAAGUGUGCUUAGCUCAUCUGGAUAUACCCACACUGUUAAAUAAUGUCUAAACAUUAAUCAUUAAAACCUUUUUGAUUACCUGU
Molecule: messenger RNA, 2762 nt
Organism: Grammomys surdaster
Lineage: Eukaryota; Metazoa; Chordata; Mammalia; Rodentia; Muridae
Gene: Elovl5
Product: ELOVL fatty acid elongase 5
Exons: 8
Coding region: 165-1064 (299 amino acids)
Biological process (GO): fatty acid elongation, polyunsaturated fatty acid; fatty acid elongation, monounsaturated fatty acid; sphingolipid biosynthetic process
Cellular component (GO): endoplasmic reticulum; endoplasmic reticulum membrane
Molecular function (GO): fatty acid elongase activity
Source: RefSeq, a predicted model, not a curated record